Messenger RNA from Acanthosepion pharaonis, 777 nucleotides. Lineage: Eukaryota; Metazoa; Mollusca; Cephalopoda; Sepiida; Sepiidae. The record is from the annotation of a GenBank genome assembly.
AUGACCCCCUUCCAAUACCUUUCUCUCUCUCUCUCUCUCUCUCUCUCUCUCUCUCUCCCUCUCUCUCUCUCUCUCUGUUGCAUUUUAUUUUUGUUCUUCUUGUUGCUUCUCUCCGUUUUUCUCUUCGUUACUCUCUCUCUCUUUCUAUCUAUCUCUCUUCUCUCUCUCUCUUUCUAUCUAUCUCUCUUCUCUCUCUCUCUCUCUCUUUCUAUCUAUCUCUCUUCUCUCUCUCUUUCUAUCUAUCUCUCUUUCUAUCUAUCUCUCUUCUCUCUCUCUCUCUCUCUUUCUAUAUAUCUAUCUCUCUUCUCUCUCUCUCUCUAUCUUUCUAUCUAUCUCUCUCUUUCUAUCUCUCUCUCUCUCUUCUCUCUCUCUCUUUCUAUCUAUCUCUCUUCUCUCUCUCUCUUUCUAUAUAUCUAUCUCUCUUCUCUCUCUCUCUCUAUCUUUCUAUCUAUCUCUCUCUUUCUAUCUCUCUCUCUCUCUUCUCUCUCUCUCUUUCUAUCUAUCUCUCUUCUCUCUCUCUGUCUUCUUUCUCUCUCUUUCUAUCUAUCUCUCUUCUCUCUCUCUCUUUCUAUCUCUCUCUCUUUCUAUCUCUCUCUCUUUCUAUCUAUCUCUCUUCUCUCUCUCGCUCUUUCUCUCUUUCUCUCUCUCUCUUUCUAUCUCUCUCUCUUUCUCUCUCUCUCUUUCUAUCUCUCUCUCUUCUCUCUCUCUCUUUCUAUCUAUCUCUCUCUUCUCUUUUUCGUCUCUUUAUUUCUAUCUACUUAUCAAAAACCAGACUAA